Molecule: messenger RNA, 2404 nt
Organism: Aedes albopictus (Asian tiger mosquito)
Lineage: Eukaryota; Metazoa; Arthropoda; Insecta; Diptera; Culicidae
Product: terminal nucleotidyltransferase 5C
Biological process (GO): mRNA stabilization
Molecular function (GO): RNA binding; poly(A) RNA polymerase activity
Source: RefSeq, a predicted model, not a curated record
CAAUACAACCGUAGUGCGCAUCAUCAUUAUCAUCAUCAGGCAGUAGCAGCAUCCGAGUGUAGCUCGUUGCGGCUUCUUCUUCUUCUGUUUUUAUUUUUCCUGUGGAUCGGAUCAACGAAAAUUUGUUUUCAUGAUAUCUGCUUGGAUAAAUCCCUAUAAUGAGAAGUGUGGAACUUUGAAAGUUCCCGACUCCUACAACGCACGGAUCAUGGAUGGCUAUCACGUACAGACUCAGGACGGCAGCAGCAACAACAAAACCACCUACUCUUAUCACCAUCAUCAGCAACAACAGCAGCAGUCCCAGCAGCAGCAUCACCAUCACCAACACCACCACCACCAGCAGCAGCAAAAGUACAAUCACAAUAAUCACUUGCACCAACACCACCACAACUCCAAUGGCAACGGCUACACGUCAGUGAACUACGCCUCUUCAGACGCAGGAUUCGUAUCGCCUCCGCCUUCGCCGCGGUCCAACAGCUCGCUGGCUUCCUGUUCGUCUUCAUCGUACUCGUCAGCUUCCUCGUCUUCGGCCGUUUCUUCGGCAGCGUCCACAUCGUCCGGACUCUCAUCAGCCGGAUCCGAGAAUGGAUCGUCGUACGAAAAUCUGGACAAUUCGGCGCAACGGCUUGCGGUCCUAUCAUUCGAGCAGGUCAACAAGCUUAACGAGGUCAUGAACGAACCCGUAGCCAUCCACGGCCGUGGAAAUUUUCCGACCCUGGAGGUCAAACUGACAGAUCUGGUCAAUAUCGUGCGGGAGAAACUGGAGGCCGACAUUGGAUCCGGAGGAGCCGGAAUGAUUGUGAAGGAUAUCCGCCUGAACGGAGGCGCCGCUAGUCACGUGCUGGCUUCGGAAGCACAGCCAUACAAUGAUCUGGACUUGAUCUUCGCUGUGGAGUUUAGCUCAAACCGACACUUUGACCGUGUCAAGUCAGCCGUUUUGUCAUCGCUGUUGGACCUGUUACCGGAGGGUGUGGUCAGGCGGAGGAUAACGCAGUGUUCGCUCAAGGAAGCCUACGUCGGCAAAAUGGUGAAGGUGAACAACAACAACGAUGGUGAUCGCUGGAGUCUGAUCUCGCUGGGCAACUCGCCAGGGCACAAGAACGUCGAGCUGAAGUUUGUCGAUACGAUGCGUCGACAGUUCGAGUUUAGCGUCGAUUCGUUCCAGAUUGUGCUGGACUCGCUGCUGCUGUUCUACGACUGUACUGAGAAGCCCAUGAUCACGGAGAAUUUCUAUCCGACCGUCGUUGGAGAGUCGGUGUACGGCGAUUUCCAGGAAGCUCUAUACCACUUGCAGAAGAAGCUGAUAUCGACGAGGCAACCGGAGGAAAUCCGGGGAGGAGGACUGCUCAAGUAUUGUAACUUGCUGGUGAGAAACUAUAUUCCAGUUGAUCCACAGAAGAUCAAGUCGCUGGAGCGUUACAUGUGCUCACGGUUCUUUAUCGACUUUCCGGACAUUGAUCAGCAGAAGAUCAAGCUGGAGAGCUAUCUGAGGAACCACUUUUGGGGUGAGGUGGAAGAACAGCUACAGUACCAGUACCUGAUGCAUUUAUAUGAUGUUGUCGAACAGAGCACAGUCUGUCUAAUGGGUCACGAGCGCCGCCAGACGCUGAUGUUGAUCGAAUCGUUGGCCAUGCAGGUAUACUACCGUGACCACCCUCAAAAUCCACAGGCAACCAUCAUUACAACCACAAGUACAGUACCGCAGCACACCACAAUGUCGCUGCAGCCACUCCAGACUCAACUCUCACAGCUGAGCUUACAGCCCCAACAACUCUCACCAGUUCAUCAGACUGUCAUCCACCACCAGCAUGCGCAGGGUGUGCCACAGACGCAAGCCCUACAGCUCCAGCAUCCGCAGGCCAUCAUUCAACAGCAGUCUCCUCAGCCUGGACAAGCUCAAGCUCAGCAGCAGACCAUCUCGCUUGCUCCACAACCAGCCGGUCUACUCUACGCCAACGGAAUCUACUACGCUCCAGUCAUCCCGACGACGCUCUGCACGUGCAACGCCACGUGGCUAACGACGUGAUCGAGACCUGCGGAGUCAUCCGAUAUCAGCAUCAACAGUAGCAGCAGCAGCAACAUCAACUGUACUAAUCCGGUGACACCACUGCUAGUGGGAUCAAUCAUCAGUGUCACCACUACACCGAUCGUGGCCACGUUCGAAGCGCAGACGCACGCUCCGUCUUCGUCCAUCUACUGCACCAGUACUAGUGGCAGCAGCAGCACCAUCAACGGCAACAACCACAACGUUUACAAUGCAGACAACAGCAGCAACAACAAUCGUUACUUUACUAAUAUUUUAGUGUCGGAUAGAUGAUUACUAGAACAGUAAGCAUGAUACACACACACAAAGACGUUUUCCUCUCCAAAACAUGUAACAACCACACGACAACAGAAAAUUUGC